Molecule: messenger RNA, 551 nt
Organism: Soboliphyme baturini
Lineage: Eukaryota; Metazoa; Nematoda; Enoplea; Dioctophymatida; Soboliphymatidae
Source: the annotation of a GenBank genome assembly
AAACGGAAUUUUUCUUUUAGGGAAGAUCCUGGCUGUAUGAAUUUGAUGACGUUUUCGACGUUCUUGGUGAUCGCGCUCGAAGGCUUUAUUUUCGGUACAAACUACCUAAGGAGAAAGAAUCAUAUUCCUAUUCGUGCCUAUCUGAAAGUUGUGAUUGUUUCCUUUGCCGUCAGUGUUAUUAACAACCAGGCUCUAAAUUUUAAUGUUCCUGUUCCUUUACACAUUAUUUUCAGAUCGCGUUACUCUGAUGUCGCAGAAGCAUCGUUCGAUUUUCGUCUCUUGACAGGCGUGGCUAUGCUCAUUUUUGCACUUGUAUUUUCUUCUUUUCUGGGCAUUUUUCAAGAGCAGCUUUACGAACGGUAUGGAAAACACCCUAGGGAAGCGAUGUUCUAUGUGGUAAUGAUAGUUUUGUUCGUUUCACGUUUAUUUGUCAACCUGCUCUUUGCACAGUUAUCUGAAAAUUUACGUCACAGCAUUCCUCGGUAUAUCUUUAGACACAAAUGGUGGUUUUUUCUAAUUCACAGUGGUUUACCAUUUUUAAUCGGAUGAUC